Messenger RNA from Ictidomys tridecemlineatus (thirteen-lined ground squirrel), 4323 nucleotides. NCBI's taxonomy places the organism in Eukaryota, Metazoa, Chordata, Mammalia, Rodentia, Sciuridae. The record is from RefSeq and is a predicted model, not a curated record.
AUUUCUCUUUGUCAUGAGAGUUCCCAAAAAAGUCUUUGUUGGUGGGUAUUAGAAAUGAGACAUAAAGAAAGCUGUACCUAGAAAUGAUCAUGGGAAUCAUCACUUCAUCUAUUGGCCUGAAAAUAUCCAUUAUGAGCAGAUUCCAAUAUUUUUGAAGGACAAUUGAUGCUUUGACAUGGAAAUCCAACAGAAUUGGAAGAAGAUCAUACAAAUCAUAAUUAGUUGCAUGGAAGCCCAUAUUAAGGAUCAUGAAGAAAAUUGUGUUGCUCUGAUGGAUUGACCCUGCCAGAAGACAUCCAAUUAAAGGUCACUACUGCUUGCAACCAAGUCAAAGGCAGGAGACAGGACAACAGCACCUCCUGCCCUGCCCCAUUGCCUCCAGUCAUAAACCAUGAUGGCUGUGGGUGAGGCCCUGGUGCAUAUGAGGAUCACUGUCCUCCACUUCUGCCUGGGCAUCUUGCUCUUCCUUUCUGGAUGGGCCCAGAUUGGCCACUCUCAACACCAUAGCCUCCCAGAAGUAGUGAUACCCUUGAGGAUAACUGGCACCCGUAGAGGCUUGAGACCCCCUGACUGGAUCUCCUACAGUCUGCACUUUGGAGGCAAGAAACACAUUGUCCACAUGAAGGCCAAGAAACUUCUGGUGUCCAAACCCUUCUCUGUGUUCACCUACACAAAGCAGGGUGCUCUGCUCGAGGACCACCCUUUUGUCCAGAGUGACUGCUACUACGAUGGCUAUGUGGAAGGAGACCCAGAAUCCCUGGUUGCUCUUAGCACCUGUUUGGGGGGCUUUCAAGGUAUGUUAGAGAUCCAUGACAUUGUUUAUGAAAUCAAACCCAAAAGACUUUCUGCCACAUUUGAACAUCUGGUUUAUAAGAUGCACAGAGAGAAGACACAAUUCCCACCCAUGAGAUGUGGACUAACAGAAGAAGAACUAGCACGACAACUGAAGCUCCAAAGGAAUGAUAAUUCCAUUUUGAGGCAAAGUGGCUAUGAAGGGUGGUGGACCCACACAUGGUAUCUUGAAACAGUUUUGAUUGUAGACUAUCAGCGAUUCCUUUAUAAGCAAAGUAAUGUUUCAUUUGUUAUACAAGAAGUAUUUUUGCUUGUCAAUAACAUACAUUCCUUUUUAAGUCCAUUGGGUGUUGAUUUUAUUUUACUUGGAAUUGAAGUCUGGAAUGAAAAGAACUUUUUUGAAGUGAGUAACAACAUAUUCAGAACCCUGUAUGAGUUUUGCAAUUGGAAGAGAGACAACCUAGAUACUCGCAUAAAACAUGAUCUUGCACAUUUUUUGGUAAAACAAAAUUUUGGUAUGUAUUUUGGCUUAGCCUAUGCUUCAACAGUAUGCAUACCUGGUUUGGAAUGUGGAGUGGAUAGUUUCCCAGAUGAUGACCUGUAUGAAGUCUCACUUACCAUAGCACAUGAGAUGGGUCAUAAUCUGGGUAUGUACCAUGAUGUAUGGAUAUGUCGAUGUGGGCAACGCCAUUGUAUGAUGUCUGAAGAACGAUCAGAUGGCACAAGAUUCAGCAACUGCAGUUAUGCUCAAAUGUGGGAAAACUUUAAAUAUAUGUACUGCAUGCUCAACACACCAAAACAAGAGGACAUCUUUAGGGGGACUGGCUGUGGGAAUGGUGUGGUUGAAGAAGGAGAGGAGUGUGACUGUGGAUCCCCAAUUUUGUGUACAAACCAUCCAUGUUGUUCGGAAAACUGCACUCUGAAAUUUGGGGCUGAAUGUGCCUCUGGGCUUUGUUGUGAAGACUGCCUUCUCUUGCCACCGGGUCAAGUGUGUAGAGAAAAUGUCAGUGAGUGUGAUCUUCCAGAGUGGUGCAAUGGCACCUCACCUGAGUGUCCAGAGGAUGUGUAUGUGCAGGAUGGGGUCCGUUGCAUGGGCAGUGGCUACUGCCAUGAGAAGAGAUGCAAUGCACGUGAUGAACAGUGCAGACAGAUCUUUGGCAAAGAAUCCAGGAGUGCACAGGAGAGUUGCUACACAGAAAUGAACAGCAGAGGUGACCGCUUUGGUAACUGUGGUCUCAGUGAUGACCACUAUGUUAUGUGUAACAUAUCAGAUUUCCUCUGUGGAAGAGUUCAGUGUGAGAAUGUGAAAGAAAUUCCCUCUUUGAGGAGUCACACUACUGUGCAUUGGAUUGACUUCAAUGGUGUGACCUGUUGGAGUACCGACUAUCAUUUUGGGAUGACCAUACCAGAUAUUGGUGAUGUGAAAGAUGGCACAGAGUGUGGUAAUGGACAAGUGUGCAUACACCGGAAGUGUGUCUCUAUGUCAUUGUGGGCAAGUGAUUGUUCGCCAGAGACCUGUGCUAUGAAAGGGAUCUGCAACAACAAACAUCACUGCCAUUGUGACCCUAACUGGGAGCCCCCGAACUGCACAAGAGAUGGUCACGGAGGGAGUGUUGACAGUGGUCCACCCCCUGCAAAAGAAGUGCAAGAAUGGAGGGCGAGGAAGAGAACACCGCUUUUUAUAUUACUUUAUUGGCUCUUGUUUAUAUGUUUGUGGCUUUUGAUUUUAAUUACAAAGAAAACACGGCUUAAGAAAAAAGAGGAAAAUGUGCAGCCUUCACCUAAGAAGGAACAAUUGGGUGCUCAAACUUCACCUGAGAUGAAAGAGUUGGGUGAUCAAACUCCACCUGAUAUGGAACAGCUGGACAAUAAAAUUUCACCUGGGAUGGAAGAAUUGGAUGAACAAUCUUCACCUGAGCUGCAACAGCUGAAGGCUUCAACUUCAACUUUAUCUGAGGCAGAGGAGCUCAGUGUUUAAACUUUAUGAGGAACAGAGAAACAAAAUUUUGCAAUUUUGGAAAAUAAUCCAAAUCCUCAAUUAAAUUCCCAUCCAUUAAUAUUAGUAUCCUGGCAAUAGAGAUGUUAUUGCAGAUUAUAGAAAGCACUGAUAGAAAGUUCAGAUCAUUUUAAGAUCAUAAAAAUUCAGUAUUUAAUCUAUAUAAUUCCUAGCUCAUUCCCACUUUUCACUAUUUCAAGCAAUUUUAAUAGUUUGUUUUGUUAUUUAUUUAUAUUAACUGUACUGGGGAUUGAAUUCAGAGCCUUGCACUCACUAGGCAAGCAUUCUACCACCAAAUACAUCCCACCCUAGUGGUUUAUAUUUCAUGGAUAUAGUUCUUUGUUUUUCUUAGGAAAGGCCUACAGCAUGGAUGGAUGAAGUGUGUAUGUGUGUGGGGGGGGUGCAUGUACUCGACAUCUCUCAAUUCCAAACCACCUUCCCUUCUCAUUCUGCUCUGUCACAUGGAGAGAGGAAAUUUACAAAUCACACCUCUUUGCAGUCCUCCCUAGCAGUUUCUUCCCUUGGAGGAACCAGAGAGAGACUGGAUACCUGUGGGAACUGCUUGAAUUUUGUAUCAGCAUCAUAUCAGAGUUUUCAUCUAGGCAGCUAUAGUAGCUUUCAGUCUGCGUGUUAUUAAAUAUCAUCAGCACCAGAGACACAGAAAAGCUACCAAACAACUUACCCUCAGAUCCUGAGUCCUGGUUCUCUGGGCCUUGGAAGUUGGGGUCCUAGAACCACGGAAUCUACUCCAAAGCUCUGAGUUUGAAUAUCCCUGACCUCUUUCCAUUGAUCUCCAGUCCUCACGGUGACAGCUAUGCCUUCUACUUAGUAACUUGUGGUUACCUCAGGGGUGUGGUUUCUUAUUUUGUGAUUGAAUUCUGAGGGCUAUAAAACUUACCUUGGUAGGAUGGAGAACACAGGAAAGAGUCAGACAUCAGAAGAUUUGAAUUUUUUCACCAAUUCUCUUUACCCUCUUGAGAAUAUGAUUUAAACUUAGGGAGGAUGUCUUUGUAAUCUCCAAACAGGACCAAAGCACUUGCCUCUCAACUCCUUUGCAAAUUUGAUUAUAAAAUAAGAAGAUAUUUAUAAUUAUAUAUAGGAUGUAAUAAGUCUUGGUAAGUUUAAUUUUCUCUGGGGAAAGAAGCCUAGAGAACUCCGAUUAAGCCUUAAAAACCAUACUUGGACAUCAUCAGAGAGCUGGGGAAGUUCAAACUGUAAGAAAUUCUGAAGUGAGUUGAGAAUCAACAGGCAUUCUUUUCUCUGGAGAAAUAGUGGAUGCUGGAUGUCAAUUGAAGAUGAGAUCUGGCCCAGUGAGAGGAAGAGAAGCAGAACUCCAGUCCUCUGAGUUACUUCCCAGGGCUGCAUUCGUAAAGUAGACAUUUGGGGGCUUGAACUUGUAUUCAGUCCCAUGGGCCAUAUUUCAUGGAAUUGUGGGAUACUGGUGAGCUUGUCUGAAAUUUCUGAAAGGUGUAUUUUCCUAAAUCCAUGUGAUAUUUUGGACACAAGACACAGUAAAGUGGCUUGUCUCAAGCACA